UUCCUACGGUCCGUGAACGCGUCACGCAGCCCGUUUAAACGCUGCGGCUCCGUUUCCUCCGCUCAGUGAGAGCCGCGGCAGCAAGCUGCAGUCCGCCGGGAGGUCGUUUGAUACGAGGACGGAAAAACUUUAAAAACGCUCACUUCCUGUCGCCGACCUGCGCCCGCUGCCAGCCGCCUGCUGAGAGACGGCGACACGCUGUAGCACGCACUGCGAGGAAACCUGGAAAACUCCUGAUUUAACCUGGAAACAUCCUGAUUUAACCUGGAAACAUCCUGAUUUUUCCUGGAGGAGCCAUCAUCAGACAUGUCUCCUUUCCUGCGGAUCGGCUUCUCCAACUUUGAGAUCGAUCCCAGCUUGGCGUACUAUGAAGAGGUGCUGAACCCGUACUGCGCCGUCUACAUGAAGGAGGCCGUGGACACAGAGAAGGGACAGGUGUACAAGCAGAAGAAACCCACCAUGUACCCGCCGUGGAGCUCCACGUUCGACGCCCACGUCCACCGCGGCCGCAUCAUGCACGUCAUGGUGAAGGACCGGACGGCCGAGCUGCGGUCCGAGGCCACCGUGGCGCUGGACUCCCUGGCCACGCGCUGCAAGAAGGAGAACGGCAAGCUGGAGAUCUGGCUGGAGAUGAAGCCGCAGGGCCGCAUGCUGAUGGAGGCCCGGUAUUACCUGGAGAAGAGCGACGCUGCGGGUCUGGCCGGCGCCGACCCGGACUCGGAGUGCGGCAGAGACGGCCUGUUCACCCUGCAUCAGCGGCGCGGCGCCAUCAAGCAAGCCAAAAUUCACCUGGUGAAGUGUCACGAGUUCAGCGCCACCUUCUUCCCUCAGCCCACCUUCUGCUCCGUCUGCAAGGAGUUCGUCUGGGGUCUGAACAAGCAGGGCUACCAGUGCAGACAAUGCAACGCUGCCAUCCACAAGAAAUGCAUCGACAAGGUCAUUGCCAAAUGCACCGGGUCGGCGGUGAACAGCAAGGAGACCAUGAUACAUAAGGAGCGCUUCAAGAUCGACAUGCCGCACCGCUUCAAGGUGUACAACUACAAGAGCCCCACCUUCUGCCAGCACUGCGGCACCCUGCUGUGGGGGCUGGCCAAGCAGGGGCUGAAAUGUGAGGAGUGCAGCAUGAACGUUCACCAUAAAUGCCAGAAGAAGGUGGCGAACCUCUGCGGCGUCAACCAGAAGCUGAUGGCUGAAGCUCUGGCCGUCAUCGGGAGCCAGCAGCAGGCGAGAAGUACUAAAGACGGUGACAUCAUGGGUCGAGAAGGUCCGGUGGGCAUUGGCCAGCCGGGCGUAGUGCGGGUGCCGUCCGGGUUGGUACCGGGUCUGCCCGUCACACAGGCGCCUGCUAGCAAAGCAGAUCCAAUGGGCGUUUUGUGGGAGGGGCCGACCGACGUGAGCAGGCCGGCCCUGGAGGCGGCCCCAGAGGAGCCGCUGUACGCCGUCCCAAAGAAGGACCAUCAGCCGAAGUUCAACAUCGACGACUUCGUCCUGCACAAGAUGCUGGGCAAAGGAAGCUUCGGAAAGGUGUUUCUGGCCGAGCUGAAGAGGAGCGGGAAGUUUUUUGCUGUGAAGGCUCUGAAGAAGGACGUGGUGCUGAUGGACGACGAUGUGGAGUGUACGCUGGUGGAGAGGAGGGUUCUGUCCCUGGCCUGGGAGAACCCGUUUCUCACACACCUGUACUGCACCUUCCAGACCAAGGAGAACCUCUUCUUUGUGAUGGAGUAUCUGAACGGAGGAGAUCUCAUGUUCCACAUCCAGACCUGCCACAAGUUCGACCUGCACAGAGCCACGUUCUACGCAGCCGAGAUCGUCUGCGGCCUCCAGUUCCUGCACUCCAAGGGAAUCAUCUACAGAGACCUGAAGCUGGACAACGUCCUGCUGGACUCGGACGGACACAUAAAGAUCGCCGACUUCGGGAUGUGUAAGGAGAACAUGCAGGACGACCUGCAGACCUCCACCUUCUGCGGAACGCCGGACUACAUCGCCCCGGAGAUCCUGCUGGGCCAGAAGUACAACAGCUCGGUGGACUGGUGGUCCUUCGGGGUUCUGCUCUACGAGAUGCUGAUCGGUCAGUCGCCGUUCCACGGCCGCGACGAGGAGGAGCUCUUCCAGUCCAUCCGGACCGACUCGCCCGUCUAUCCCAGCUGGCUCACCAAGAUGGCCAAAGACAUUCUGGUCAAGCUGUUUGUCCGGGAGCCAGAGGAACGACUGGGAGUGAAGGGAAGCAUCCGGCAGCACGUCUUCUUCAGCAGCAUGGACUGGAGCGCCCUGGAGCAGCGGCAGGUGGCGCCGCCCUUCAGGCCCACGCUGACGUCACCAAGCGACUGCAGCAACUUUGACAAAGAGUUCAUCAACGAGAAGCCGAAGCUGUCAUGUGCCGACCGGACGCUCAUCAACAGCGUGGACCAGACCAUGUUCAGGAACUUCUCCUUCGUCAACCCAGGGAUGAACCGCAUCGCCGCCCGCUGACCCAAAACACAAAGGGUCGGCCCACAUCGCCGCCCGCUGACCCAAAACACCAAGGGCUGGCCCACAUCGCCGCCCGCUGACCCAAAACACAAAGGGUCGGCCCACAUCGCCGCCCGCUGACCCAAAACACCAACACUUACUGAAACGGAGUCAAACUAAAUCUCCAGACUGUGAAUGGAGAUUUACCCCAGUGGGGUUGAAGAACCCGUCAGCCCCACUGGGACUGGACUGUGGAACCAGGCAGGUCCGGUUUGUUCUGAGGUUCCUGCCGACUGCUAACUGUGAUCCUCCUGAGACCCAAAUCCAUUUUCUCCUCAUUAGAACUGUUUAUGGACUUAUAAUGAAUCUCAAUGCAUUUCUUUUCCAGACCGCCUCAGAACCCUGAAGGCUUUAAUUUCUCAUUUAUUCAUGGAUUUCAUGUUAUCCUUGGGGAGAGCGGUCUGUUCAUUUGAACUGAUGUUCCUCCAGCUGCAUCACAUCCUUCUCUGAAUCCAGGUGUGUUGAAGCACAGACACAUCUAAAGUAGCAGGACUGAUUUAGAAGAGGCGUCUACAUCAAUGUUCCAGACAAUUUACAUGAAAACAAAUUUUUCUAAUUUAACACAAGACGUUCAAAAGUGAGUAAAUUAGUGGGACUUGAAAAACUUUUAAUCGAGUUACAGCACAGUUUGUAAUUAAUCACAUUUAAUUACACACGUAUCUACCAAAUAUGCAACAUUAUUAUUUCAAAAGCAGUUUUUGCUGCUAAUUUAUUGAAUAAAUAGACAUAUAACCUCAAUAACAAAUAUAUUGUUUGUAAUCUCUUAGGUUAUUAAACCAUCAGCUUUCAAAUGAUUCAUGGAACUAAUUAAAAAAAUAAUUCUGUAGGAAUGCAGACGCUGACAUUAUUGGGGACGUCUGAGCUGCUGCUACAUGUUUAGCAUGGAAAUGCUACUUAAGGCUUAAAAAGCUUCGCCGAUAGGCUAACUCCUUUUAGCACUAUUUGAACACAACAAUAGUCUUUUCCAGCGUCCCAUCAUGUCGGCUUGAAACAGAAAUUAACCGCCAGUGGGCCGAGAGAAGCGGCUUUGUCGUUAGCGAAUGUCGCUUGUGCGUCAGAUUUACGGACGUACCAGAAACGCGCGGUCGCCGGAACCUUCGUAUGAAAAGCAAAAUGCGGCUAACAUAUUUAACGCGUUAAAAUCCGUCAUUAAUGAUCGACAAUAACGCGUUAAAGUCCCGAGCCUAAACUGAAAACAAUAAUCGGUCUGAUAUUCAGCUGCUGUUAGCGGCCGCAACUAUAUUUCUAUUUAUUCGGUUAGCAUUAGCUAACAGAGUAACUCUGGAUUAGCAUUAAUCUAGUAACAAGACAACUCUCCUUCAGCUGGUUUACUGGACCAUAUGGAUCACAUUGGACCGCAGUUACGGGAAAUAAAUACCUCUAAAAGUAAAAUAAGAGCCUGAAUAUGGUGCUGAUGACUGAGGUUAAGACAGUUUAUUCCUCCGUUUGUAUAUGUUCAUGAAACAUGUCAGACUUUUCUCCUCUGGGUCUCAGGAGGAUUUCUGUUUCCUCAUAAUGUGUAAAUAAAACUUAUAUGUGAUGAAUUUGGCUUGAGAUAAACUUGGAUGUAAAUAAGUGAGUUGUACUGUAGUCAUGUGGAUGGUUUCACUCCAGAUCCUGUACAUUAAUAUUAAUAAAGUAAGUUUGUUUUUAAAUGUUUGAGUGAA
Xiphophorus hellerii (green swordtail) is the source of this 4175-nucleotide messenger RNA. RefSeq names its product protein kinase C, theta (gene prkcq). The coding region runs from base 307 to 2469 and encodes 720 amino acids. The record is from RefSeq and is a predicted model, not a curated record. The transcript is spliced from 18 exons. Gene Ontology annotation, biological process: protein phosphorylation. NCBI's taxonomy places the organism in Eukaryota, Metazoa, Chordata, Actinopteri, Cyprinodontiformes, Poeciliidae. Gene Ontology annotation, molecular function: ATP binding; diacylglycerol-dependent serine/threonine kinase activity.